AUGACAACCAACAAAACACAAUGUUUUACAUGCAAUAAAGAUAAAAUAACAUAUCUUUGUGAUGGAUGUUUGAAAAACUUUUGUUUAAUGGAUUUAACAGAACAUCGUCAACUAUUAAAUGAAGAACUACAUUAUAUUAUUAAUGAUUAUGAUCAAUUUAAACAAAUAUUCAGUGAACAAAAACCCAGUUUGCGUGAUCUUUCAUUAAUAGAUCAAAUUAAUGAAUGGGAAAUAAAUGAAAUUAACAAAAUUAAACAAAAAGCCAAAGAUUGUAUAGAAGACGUCAUUAGAUCUUCACAAACAGUUUUGAAUGAUAUUGAAAUGAAAUUUAAUGAUUUGAAUGAACAAAUAAAACAAUUUCAUAAUGAAAAUGAAUUUAAUGAGAUUAAUUUAGAAUAUUUAAGAACUGAAUUAAUAAAAAUUAGAGAAGAAUAUAAUAAUCCACCAACGACUUUUAUUCAACCAGAUUCUCUACCAUUUACUGAUGAAAUUCUAGUUAUUUCAUUAGAAAAAAAAUCAAACGUCAACAAAUGGGAAGAAAAUGCCAUCACUGUGGCUGGUGGCAAUGGAGAAGGAAAAAAAUUAAAUCAAUUCAAUGGCUCUGGAGGAAUAUUUAUCGAUGAAAACAAAAAUAUUUUUAUUGCUGAUUAUCUGAAUCAUCGUAUUGUUGAAUGGAAACAUAAUGCAAAACGAGGACAAAUCAUUGCAGGUGGAAAUGGGGAAGGACAUCGACUAAAUCAAUUGAAUCAUCCAGCAGAUGUAAUUGUUGAUCAACAAAAUCAUUCGAUCAUCAUUGCUGAUCGUGUGAAUAGACGAAUAGUUCAGUGGGUGAAUCAAAAUCAACAAAUUGUUAUUGACAAUAUCGACUGUUUUGGCUUGGUAAUGGACAAACAUAGAUUUCUUUAUGUUUCAGAUUGGAAGCAGAAUGAAGUGAGACGAUGGAAAAUGGGUGAAUACAACAACGAAGGGAUCGUAGUAGCAGGUGGCAACGGAAAAGGAAAUGAACUCAAUCAACUCCAUUCUCCUACUUUUAUCUUUAUUGAUGAAGAACAAUCUCUUUACGUAUCAGAUAGAUACAAUUAUCGUGUGAUGAGAUGGAGAAGAGGUGCAAAAGAAGGAAUAGUUGUGGCUGGAGGAAAUGGCCAAGGAGGAAAUCUCAAUCAAUUGUCUUAUCCUUAUGGGGUCAUUGUUGAUGAUUUGGGUCAAAUCUAUGUGGCAGAUAGUGGAAAUAACCGAAUAGUGUGCUGGUGUGAAGGAAAAGAAGAAGGUGAAAUUGUUGUUGGUGAAAAUGGUAAAGGAAAUCAAUCAAACCAAUUGAAUCGUCCCUUUGAUUUAUCUUUUGAUAAUGAAGGAAACCUUUAUGUUGUUGAUUGUGCAAAUCAUCGAAUUCAAAAAUUUGAAAUAGUUUUGUAA
Molecule: messenger RNA, 1413 nt
Organism: Adineta steineri
Lineage: Eukaryota; Metazoa; Rotifera; Eurotatoria; Adinetida; Adinetidae
Source: the annotation of a GenBank genome assembly